Molecule: messenger RNA, 3548 nt
Organism: Syngnathus acus (greater pipefish)
Lineage: Eukaryota; Metazoa; Chordata; Actinopteri; Syngnathiformes; Syngnathidae
Gene: il23r
Product: interleukin 23 receptor
Exons: 16
Coding region: 163-2628 (821 amino acids)
Biological process (GO): cytokine-mediated signaling pathway; positive regulation of tyrosine phosphorylation of STAT protein
Cellular component (GO): signaling receptor complex; CRLF-CLCF1 complex; external side of plasma membrane
Molecular function (GO): cytokine binding; cytokine receptor activity
Source: RefSeq, a predicted model, not a curated record
UCUCUCUCGCUCCCCCCACGUUCAACGCAAGCAAACGCACCGAGUGCCAUCUUAACACGUCGCCGUCAUGCCAUUUGUGUUUUAUCAGAUGGACGCUUCGGAGAAUGUCAAAACCAAUCGCUUGACGCCAGGAAGCUGUGACACUUUUCGUGCUGAGCGGCCAUGACCCUCUGGAGAUGCUUCAUCGCGUUUCUCCUCAGCACAAGUGGGCCACUUUUUGGCGGUUGCCAGGUGUUUGACAACAGCCUGGGCAACCUCAGCGUAGAACCGCCUUCGCCCUUUCUGCUAGGCUCGGACCUCCUGGUGUCCUGCCACAACAAGUGUGAAUGGAGGUCCAAAGUGUCUUUGGUGAUGAAGCCCUGGCCCGAGAGUGAAUGGAAGAGGAACGACUGCAGUUCGGUCGUGACGUUCAAGCUGCCCGACGUCCGACGGCCUCGCUUCCACCUGCUCUGCAGGCUGCACAAAGACGGCUUGGUCAACAUUGUCGGAGGGCUGACCUUGCAGGGAGGAUGGCCCCCAGAUAAGCCGGAGAACAUCACCUGCGAGACCACCUCGACCUCCCCAUGGGUGGAGUGCCAGUGGCGGGCGGGGCGCAACACUCACGUGCCCACUUCCUACAACGUGUCACUCAGCAGUGGAAACAGCACCUGGAAUUGGCCUUCGGAGGCGGACAAGGUGGUGCUACCAAAAACCGAGAUGAAUGUGAACCAGCGGUACCGAUUUGUGGUCAGCGCCGACAACCGCUUCGGUCGCUCGCGCUCGGAUCCGUUCACGCUGGAGCCCACACGCAUACUGGUACCCCAAAGCCCUCGCAUCACACACAUCCACUUUGGGAACUCCUCCGCACUGGAGGCCGUGUUGCACUGGAAGACAGCCGAAAACUCGUCACAGCUCACAGCUACCGUCAGGCUCCGCCCCGCCAGCUCUUCCCCCUGGGACGCAAGAGAGGUGACCCGGCUCAGCCAGGAUGAGGUACGAGUGGAUGAUCUGCAGCCCCUGGUGGACUACCAUUUCCAGAUCAGGACGUGUAGCACGGCAACCAGAAAAUGCAGCAAAUGGAGUCAAGAGGUAGUGAGCAGAAGUCCUGGAAAAGGUCCUUCUCAGCCUCUGCGUGCGUGGCGGAUAUUGAGUAAUCACAAAAGCAGCUCGAUGCAGAAUGUCACCGUUUUGUGGAAGGCUCCUCCUUCAAAGACGUUCAAUGGACAGGUGGAGUACUACAAGGUGGACGAGGGCCGGGGUUCACGGCAAGUAGUCUGUGCCACGUCCCUGUGCCGGUUUUCCCUUCAAGUCCCGUCCGAUAUUGAGGCGCUUGCCGUUAGCGUGGUCACUACUUAUGGGGCGUCGCCGCCGGCCAGCGUACCCCUCACAUUCUCAGGUGACCCUGAGCCUGCUUUGACACUCACUGAUCCAGUGGCUAACGGCAGUGCUAUCCUAGUCUCCUGGGACUGGGUAAGACCAAGAGCACCAGGAAGUGACGAGCUUUACUACAUUGUGGAAUGGACAAGCGUGCCUGGAGGGAAAAGUGAGCUCGGCUGGAUACAAGUGUCCCUGGAUCAAAACAAUGCGAGCAUCCAAGGCCUGUCUGUGGGCGUGAGGUACAACAUUUCAGUCUACGCCGUGAGCAGAGGAGGAGUCAGCACGCCGUCAUCCAUCUUGGCCUACUCAGGACAGCUCAAACCAGAUGCCGGUCCCAGUGUGUCGGUGCUGGAACACAACGCCACACACCUCCUGGUCCAGUGGGAGAACCCUCCAGUGGAGCUGCAGAGGGGCUUCAUCAACAACUACACCGUCUAUCUACGGACCCUACGCAUGCAUAGCCAAGAAAUUCCAGUGGCGGUGGCUGCAACACAUCACAGGAAGACAUGGCUGAAGUGUCCCGAGGGUGCGGUGACUCUCCAGAUGUCUGCUUCCACCGCCGCCGGAGAGGGCCGGCGCGGGAACCUCAUCUAUUCUCGACCCACGGAACCUGCAGCUGGACUUACCAUGGUGGUGGUCCCCGUGUUGGCUGUGGUGGCUGUCACUGUACAACUGGCGUGCUGGAGCUGUUUCAGGCAAAGGAUCAAAGCAAGAGUUGCAUUGUUUGGUCCUGACUGGUUGGUGGAGGAACUUCCCAAGCCAGGAAAUAGCCAAGCCAUCAAAUUACUGCUGGAUGCCGGCAGCGAGCCAUCCUUCUCAUACACCGACAGCGACCCACCGCUGUCCCCGAUCAGUUUUGCCUCCGGAGAAGACUUGUACCCCCUCGUCCCCUCCGUCCGGCAUCCCACUAAAUCCGAGACCUGUUUUCUGGAGACGGUUGUCCUGGCAACGCUGAACAACGGUUACAAACCUCAGCUGACCGUGGACACACGAGGAGACCAGUCGGACCAGGACCAGACGACCCCCACGGGGGAUGACUCGGGUUCUGGCGGCUUUGGACCGAUCCUGGGGAACUUACUGUCCGGCUUGGCGUUGGACUCCUCCAGCUGGCCCAACAUGAUGGGAUUAGAGUGCACCAGAGGUAAUUUGAGUGACCCCGAAGAUCGCCCCCCAGUGGUGGAUUUACAAAGUGCAACCGUGGUGGAGGUCUCGCUGACUGGUGGGUACAUCCCACAAAUUUGCAUUCCCAGCAGCGGGCAGGAGGCAGAAUGACUAUGUUUGUUCAUUCUGCAUUGCUUUGGACAAUAUUGUGCAUCAGUAUGGUACCCCAAUUCAAAUCUGAAAUAUGGGAGUGGCAAAUAUUCUUGAAAAAAAAAACGGAUUGUUUGCCUAAAAUUAUUAUGAAUAUACUGAGUGUACUGUUUUGUACUAUAUCCUAAUAAUUGUAAGCAAGCAAGUACACUAUUUUACAGUACCCAACUAUAAAAGGAUUUCAAACCAAAAAUAUAUAGAAUGUACAAAAUAUAUAGAAUUUUUCUUCACAAUCCUAUAAAUUUGAAUUUUGCAGCAAAAAGUCCCUAAAAUGGUCAUUUAGUAUUUUUUUUUUUUUACAAUUUUCUAUUUCUCAAGAGGAUGGACUCAAUAUGGCCUUCUAAAUUGAGUUCUUUUUUAAUUAUAUAUUUUAAUAUUUUGUACAAUUACCAUAACAAUUGGCUCAUCUUGUCCAAGCUUGGUAGUAAUGUGUAGUUCAACUUAACACUUUUUUUUUGCAACUUCCUGAGGGCUGUCUCACUUCCUCAAUACCACCCUACCACCACUAUUACACACACACACACACACACACACACACACACACGCACACACACAUCCCCACCUACCCCAAUGUAAAACAUUACUGGUAAAAAAACAACAACAAUGUGCCAGUCAAGGGAGAUGCUUUGUGGGAAUUGGGGGGAAAGUCCCACAAUGUAUCUCGUCAUCGGUCGUGCUGCCUAAAAGGAGUUCCUAGAUGCUCGGAAAUUGUGCUGAGGACAACAUCAGCAUAGCUAAACUCUAAAACACAACUGGAUAUGAUCAGAUAGCACAGAUAAGGUUGACGGACGGACGGCGUUUGUGUGCAUUGUCGUGGUUCCAUUGUGCGGCUCGCCACCGCACUGAACUUCCUCCCAUCAAGUGCGACUAUGACUCGCAUG